GAGAAAAUGAAAAUCUGCUUGUGAUUUGGUAGAAAACCGCGUUCUAGUCGUAAAUGGUGGGUAAAAACAAUCCGGGAGGAUGGAUGGAUGGAUGAUUCCCCGGAGUUUGUGGAUGAAUGUCGGGAAGAUUUAGGAAAGCGUCUGUAUAAAUGAGAGUUCUAAUAUCCAAACAGUGAGUCAUGAAGGAUUGGCUGAAGAAAAUGACAUCAUAAGUCUCUCUCUCUAUCUCUCUGCUGCUUCUUCCAGAGAGCGCUGCGCGGUGAGGAGCGCAGCGGAGCGGUGCGCCUGGAUGGCAUGGAGCUCAAAUCACCGCGAUCCUAAUUAGAUGUUAACAAAGACUCGGACUGAAACCAAAUCAAGCUCCAGGAAGGAGGGGGAAAAAAGUCCAAACAUCGAUUCUGAUUCCAGCGGAGGGUCGAGGCGGCAGGAGCCUGAGCGGGAAAAACUUGGCUUUCGCUCUUUUGCCAUGAAACAUGAUUAAUGAAAGCAGUGAAGUUGGAGGCUUUCAGCCUCACUGGAGCUUCGGCGGGUCGUUGGGCAACCAGUCAGCUGACCUGUUCUCCAACAUCUCCUGUAAUGAGUCGACCAACGGUUCCACAUCCUGCUCUCUUCCCGACGACAACGCGAGGCCUGGAAGUUCGUAUAAAACCGUGGAGAUGUUUUUUAUUGCUUUGGUGACUGGAUCUCUGAGCUUUGUGACUGUGACUGGAAACAUAUUAGUCAUGCUGUCCAUCAAAGUGAACCGCCACUUACAGACUGUCAAUAACUAUUUUUUAUUUUCCCUGGCCUGUGCUGACCUGAUCAUCGGAGUUUUCAGCAUGAACUUGUACACAGUCUACAUCAUUGUUGGCUCCUGGCCCCUGGGACCGGUCGUCUGCGAUCUGUGGCUAGCUUUAGAUUACGUUGUCUCGAACGCUUCUGUGAUGAACUUAUUGAUCAUCAGCUUCGAUCGCUACUUCUGCGUGACCAAACCCCUGACGUAUCCCACCAGAAGGACAACCAAGAUGGCGGGACUAAUGAUCGCUGCAGCGUGGAUCCUGUCGUUCAUCUUGUGGGCUCCAGCCAUCUUGUUCUGGCAGUUCAUUGUCGGGGAGCGAACAGUGCCAGCAGGAGAAUGCUACAUUCAGUUCCUUUCUAACCCCGCAGUGACCUUUGGGACGGCUAUAGCGGCCUUCUAUCUGCCCGUCGUUAUUAUGACAGUCUUGUACAUCAACAUCUCCUUGGCUUCCAGGAGCAGAGUCUCCAAACACAAACCUGAGAAGAAAGAGAAGAAGGGGAUCAAACCUCCCAACCUGCUAAAGAGUCACAUGAUAAAGCAGAACAACAACAACGACACCAGCCCUCAAGUCAGUCCUCGCUCCACUCCCAAGGCCAGCCUGGACUCCACCACCACCGCCCUGGAUGGAGUAAAGAACGGCCAGGUGGAGGAACAGAAACCUUCCCAAGUCGAAGCCCUGGGGCACCCCAGUCCCAGACUGGCACAGGAGGAGAAGGAGAGCUCCAACGACUCGUCCACAGCUUUUAUCCCUCCAACAGAACCAAAGGCCAACAGCGAGGCGACGUCUGAGGCGGCUACAAAUCCCAAUCCAGUUGUCACGACAACAUCCAACUCUGCCCUUACCAAGAUGAACCCAUCGUCAAGGUGGUCCAAGAUAAAGAUAGUCACGAAGCAGGCGGGCGACGAAUGCAUCACAGCGAUAGAGAUCGUCCCGCCGGUGGAGGGAGCGGAGAGGCGCUCCAUCCCAAUCAGCCGCCCCAGAACCGUGGCAAGAAAGUUUGCCAGCAUCGCGAGAAGCCAAGUGAAGAGGAAAAGACAGAUGGCUGCCAGAGAAAAGAAAGUAACCAAGACCAUCUUUGCCAUCCUCCUGGCUUUCAUCAUUACAUGGACACCGUAUAAUGUCAUGGUGCUGAUAUCCACCUUCUGUCAGUCCUGUGUCCCUGACACCGUGUGGGCGAUUGGCUACUGGCUAUGUUAUGUCAACUCCACCAUCAACCCAGCUUGUUACGCACUGUGCAAUGCCACAUUCAAGAAGACUUUCAAAAACCUGCUGCUGUGCCAGUAUAAAAAUAUAGGUACGAGAUGAGAUGAAAGAAGAAGAUAAAGGGUGGGAGGGCAGGGGAGGGAGAAGGAGGGGAGAUGUAAGCCACGUCAAAGGAGGAACAGAGGAAACACUAUAAAGGUGAGUGACAAGAAGUCUGGAUAAAUAAAAGCAUAAAUCUGUGAAAUUUAACGAGUUCUGGCAUAUGGCGGGGGAUAUGCAUCUAUUUAUUCUGCAAGUUAAAGCAAACAGGCGAGAGAGCUCCCCAGCUUCCCUUUACCACAGAGUGGAAAAGCUCCUACAGCCGUAAGACAAAGUGAAUGUGGGCUGGGAAGGAAGGAACAACUGUAAAGUGUGGAGACCAUGAAUGGAAAUAAAAGCUUGUGGAGACAAAACUAAAACAGAGCACUCACUCGGCGGCGGCAGUGGCGUUGCUCAGAUUUGAGUGUUUUCGUGUAUAUUCGGAUCAGCUGAGGACAGCUUGGAUAUUCUGUCAUUUUCCCCCAUAAUGAAUUAUUCCCCAGCAGAAAUCCCCGCAAAGUCAUGCGUUCAAGUUCUGGUGUGAUGCGGACUCUAUUAUAUCAAAGUACCGAGGGCAGUUGUGUGGGUAAUUGGCCACUGGCUGAGUUGUGACAGUUCAACUAUCGACCCAGACGGGUAAAAGUUGGUCCAGAAUCAUUAAAAAGUUCUUCUUGUUCCUGCAGUUGAUCUGAAAUCAACUGUUUGUACAGAAAGGAAACAAGAGACGGAUUAAAAUAAGGGAGAAUAGGUAGCUGCGUUUCCAUUGACCACAUAAUUGCGCAAUUUGACAUUUCAAAAAUAAAUUUGCUUAAUAGAAACAUGCCAAUUUAAAAAACAAAUUUGUUUUCUGAUUUUAAAAAAAAGCGAUUUAGCACUAGGAUGAGGUGGUUUUUCAGCAGUAUUGAAAUUGAUUUAUCUUGCAAAUAGGAGGAUCAUGAUGCAGCAUCACAUGAACAAACUUAACGUGUGAUUUUUUUUAUUUUAUGCACGACAACUGUGAAAUUGUCUUUACUUUGACAUUAAAUUUAAUCCCUAAUGGAAACUCAGCUAGAGGCUUCCACUCCGAAAAUAAGUUUCAGAUUUAACAUCUAUUGAGACAUAACUGAAGUAUCCAUAGCGAGUUUCAACAGAGUCUGGUCAGGUCAAAGAUUUUCCAUUAAGUAACGUUUUAGCCGUAACAUAAAGGAAUUUCUCUGGUCUGCUCACGACAAAGUCAGCGUAAGCUCCAUAUUCCGAAAGUGACCCAUUGGACGGAUGAGGAUGUUAAGAGAAGAAAAGAAAAGGUGUUUCAGGAAGUCCCAGAGUACGCUGGAGAUGAGGCCAUCAGUGACCGAACCUGGGGCAGAAAAGGAAGGCAGCUCUGCCUCAGAAUCAUGUCCUACCUGAUAAUGGUUGAGUUUGUCAUUUGGAAAGAGAGAGGACAUUCUGAUGUUUAAUAUUUCUUUAGUUAUGGAUGAUAUAUUCAUUUAAAUCCACCUGAUUUAUUCAUUAGCACCAAUAUGUUAAUGAUUUCUAAAUAUCUCUCCCGCUAAUGUUAUUGUUUUUAGCUGUAUUAGCCCCUUUGAGUAAUAUAUUGAAAUCAGACAUAAAAAUAGAAUUUCAAGUGCUUAACAUUUGUUUAAAAAAAUCCAUUUUUAAUAUUUAGUUUUGAGAUUUAUUUUAAAUAUCUCAGUAAUUACAUGUUUUCAAACCUCCAGUUAAAGUAAUUAUAUUUCUUCUGUCAUCAGAAGAACUACAAUGUUUAGAGCAGCUUAUUUUAGUCCUACCGAAUAAGAUUAAGUUAAGGGAGGGAUUAUAUUUAUAAUUCAAAUUGCCACAGCACAUAUAUCUUUAUAUUUGAAGAUCUCAAAGAAUAAACAAAAUAACUUGUGGGCUUUCAUCGGCUGCCGCGUCUUGAAACAAGGUUGAGAUUUGUUGUAGCAGAAGCAUCUGAACCAAGCAUUACUUAUUCAUUGCUUACUUUUUUCUUAAAUUAAACUUCAGUGCUAAUCCAGUCACUGAACGUUAGUCAAUUUGAAGUUUGUGAUGCGUUUAUUUCAUUAGUAAAAACCCAAAACAACAUAGCUGUGUUCAGCAUUGUGGAUCUCCUCUUGUGCUGUAAAAAAAACAUUUUCCUCUUACAUAUUGCAUUAGUUUUUGCUUUUCCUAUCAGAUCUUUAAAACCCCUUAACUGCCACCUUCAAAACAUUUACAUGUUAGUCAAUGUUAGUCAACUUCAAUGUCCUCAUGACAGUUAAAGGGUUAAACUGAUAUAAAUAUUAGAGUAAAAGGAAAUAUGGCUUACUCUGCUUUGUUGGUAUUUGUGUGCAACCAAAGUGGAAUGUUAGCAAACAUAAACUUGUCUGAGGUCAUGCCACAUCAUCUCAGUUGGACUUAAAUCUGGUCUUUGACUAGGCCAGUUGAAAUCUGUCAGUAGUUUUGUUUGUUUUUUUCAGUUUUUGUCUGUUUUGAAAGGUGAAAAACUUUCAAUUGUUUAAAAAUCAGCUCUCAAAAACGGCUUUUUGUAUUCCAAAAACAUCAAAACUCAUUUGAUGGGCUGAGACCUUCAAAUGUCAACAAAUCCUUUUUAGAGCGCUAUGGAUGGAGUUCUGCUUGACUUCUUCUCCUCUCUACCCUCUCAGACUGGAUCAUUAUUAUGAGAUUGAGCUUGGUAGAAGUUCUCUCCACUAUAAAGCUUAAAAGCUCAAUUGAUGAGUUUGACAGUGAUGCUGUUCAGGCUUAGCAUUAAAGCAGAUGGCUGCAGUCGCCGUCUGUCUUAGAAACAAAGAGGAAUUCUUCUCCCAGGAGAGAAGAGGAAGGAACGGUUCCAGCUGCUAGAGAUUCAUUGAUGUAUCUCUCUGCUGCCACCCUCACAGGGCGAGCGAACCAGCUUAUAUAACUUGCCAGUGGGGAGGGCAGCAACUUUAAGUAGCAAGGGUGAGGUGGCUGAAGUCGCUCUGUUUAUUGAAAAUAGAUCAGGAUAAGCGGCGGAUUUGAAAGGAAGUCAGUGGGGGAGUGAUGACUACGCAGGGAGGAAGAUUUGCAGGCAGGUGGAUUAGAGGAAAGUUGCUGCUUCUUAAAAUCCUACCAGCUAACAAACCAUGAUGAUUAUAGAGCUUCAAAAUGAUAUUUUUCAGAAUAAGAGGAGGACUGAGGUGAAAGGUGGAAGAAACCCUGAGGGAGUGUGGAAACGGGUUGUUUCUGUUUUGGGUCGAAUCCUGAAUCCUGUUUCCUCAUUUCCUCAUGAUUCUCAGAAGAAACGUCUUUCAACUGCUAAUCAUACAAAAACACUUUGCAAAUAUUCACAUUUUAAUGAGAAAAUUAUCACUUUGAUGCCUACUGUUAAGUUUUUGACAUAUUAUAUCUGGAACUGACAUUUGAUCUAUUGUCAAUGAUGGACUAAAAAAAAUCUUCUUAAUUUAAAACAUUAGUGAAAUCUGUAGCUCUUAUAGAAUGUGUAUUUCGUAAUUCUUACUGAUGUGAUUUUCUCACAUCGGUAACAAAAUGUAGGGCUCUAAUAAUUAAAUGUAACAAAACAUCAUUAAGACCAUAUUAUGUAAUAACCAGCACAAAAUUAAAUGAAGUCAUAAAAUGCAUUUUGAAUCGUUUUGCCCUGAACAACAUAAGUUAGUACCGACGGUUCUUUGUAUGAUUCUGAAAAGAGCUGCGAGCAAAAGUUUGGCAUUUAUUGACAAAACUUUAAAUAACAUGAUCGUUAUUAGAAGAAUAAUGACCAGGAUGAAAAGAAACAGUUUAUAAUUGUUUAUUACAUAAUGUGCCACAUUAUUACAUUAUAAUUUCUAAAUAAUAAUUUCUGCAUUUUGUAAUAAUCGCCACAAAAUGUAACAACAUUUUGCAAGAGAAGGUAUUGCAAAAUAUGUUCAAAAAUUUUAUUACAUGUUCUGUCGAUUAUUACAUAAUGCUGCGCUACGCAGUAUUAUCAAGGCUGUUUGUUUAACAAACUGUUAAAUUGUCAACACGUAAUUUUUCUUCAAACCUCAAUCUUCCAAUCCAAAAGCUGACACCACGCAAUUAGUGAUAGCAGAGUAAAGUGUUGGAGGAUUGUGCAAGUUUUUUUAUUGGCCAAAUCUUCUGCUGCUCACAUGUUCAUCACAAAUCAGGGUUUAAAAAUGGUAAAAUCACAAAUAUCAAAGUAGUUUCAGGCGUGGCGUCAUCUUGUAGCGGCAACAAUUGUUGCCAUGCUUACAUUCACUCUUCUUAUGAUCAAAAGAUGAAUGAAGGGAUACAAUUUUCUUUAAAGACACUUGACAGAACAUAUGUUCAAAAUAUUUUAUUUAUAUUUGUUCAUUUAAAUAUUUUUACUGUCUUCCUCUUGUAGAGGUUUGUGACUGACAUUUACAGUUACAGGCAGGAAGUAAAGAGGUCUGGUCAUGUGACCUUUCACACUAGAUGCAUGAAAUUGAUUUUGCUUAGAGUUGACACAUUAUUAUUUUAUUUUAAAACUUCAAUUGGCUGCCAAACAUCAAAACAAUUGUUGUAGAGCUUCCAGAAGUUAGAAAAAAUGUCUGGCAACAAUUGUUGCUAAUUAAAUGGGUUAAUUAAGGGAUUUGGAUAGUCCUAGGAAAUGGGAAUCAGGACAAUUGUCCAAGAUCAUUUUAAUAAAUUCUUUAAAACUUUUAUUUGUAUUAUAUCUGUUGCUUUGGCAAAAAAAACAGGAACCAAAUAUCUGUUAAAGUUGGUUUUUCUUCUCAGUCAUUCAUUCAGCUAAGUAGUCAAAAGAAGAUCCCAAUUAAAGAUCCCAAUUAAACAGCCCUGGGCUGCUGAUGUGAGAAUGUUGGGACAUCUGACUGAGGGAAGCUCAACGAGAUCCAACAGAAGAACUGGCUCUGAGGGAGCAUGAAUGAGUCAAGGAGCCGCUUUCUCAGAUCACUUCAGUUACCUUAAUUAAUUCAGACUGAUACAUCCUGGCAAGAAAGCAAAUUAGCUCAUCGCUUUGUCCCAGGAGCCAAUCGUCGCCAGAAAUGGGUCUGUGAUUAGCUCCGGUUCUGGUCACCAUGUCGGAAUCCGGCGUGACGGGAUGUCACUCAGGACGCCUUCAUCAGAGACAGAACCGAGGAGCUGCGCUCAACAGAUUCCUUUUGUAAUUUAAGUAGCGAUGAAGUGAAGGCAGGAGACUUGAUUUCCCUAAUAUGGCUGAAUCACAAGGAGCUGAGUCGGCUGCUUUCACUUUAAUCCUUUAUAAACCCGUCAGUGCAGCAGAGCAAACAGGCGAAUGUGAGGAGAAUCCAACAGCACACAGAAACUCGUUUUCUCACACAAUCCCUGGAUUUGUCUUCUAGUUCGCUCAGGCCUCAGCUCUGCUGCAGAUCUCAUGUGGCAGUCAGCGAAGAUAUGACUGGAGUAAAUUUACCUCAGAAGAAGACGAGCAACAGCUGGUUUUUUUGGUUUUCAGAUCAACAAACAGAUUUUAACAUUGGAUCGAGAUGUCAUGUCAUGCAUUAAAGGGACAACUUCAUAUCUGAUGUAAGGGAUAUUUAAAUCGGGCUCGUUUCUGGUGAGAGUUGGACUCUGCCAAGGUUGCCCUUAGUAACCGGUCCUCUUCAUGUCGCUUCUAGGUGCAGCUAACGUAUUGAGGGGAUUCGCUUUGGUUGUGUCAGGAUUGGGUCUGUGCUGUUUGCAGAUGAUAUUGUUCUGUUGGCUUCAUCAGAUUGUGACCUCCAUGUGGUUAAGAAAGCUGGUGAGCUAUUCCAGUUGUUUCUAGGAAGGGCUGGGAAUGCCGAGGGAUUCCCCAGGAUGAGCUGCUCCAGGUUGGAGAGAAGUCUUCUGUCUGCUUCACACGGCGAGAUUUAAAACCUCAGAGAUCACACACACUAUGAUUU
Messenger RNA from Xiphophorus couchianus (Monterrey platyfish), 7879 nucleotides. It is a transcript of the gene chrm4a, whose product is annotated as cholinergic receptor, muscarinic 4a. The transcript has 7 exons. Gene Ontology annotation, cellular component: plasma membrane; synapse; dendrite. The record is from RefSeq and is a predicted model, not a curated record. The coding region runs from base 474 to 2084 and encodes 536 amino acids. Gene Ontology annotation, biological process: adenylate cyclase-inhibiting G protein-coupled acetylcholine receptor signaling pathway; G protein-coupled receptor signaling pathway, coupled to cyclic nucleotide second messenger; chemical synaptic transmission. Gene Ontology annotation, molecular function: G protein-coupled serotonin receptor activity; G protein-coupled acetylcholine receptor activity. NCBI's taxonomy places the organism in Eukaryota, Metazoa, Chordata, Actinopteri, Cyprinodontiformes, Poeciliidae.